AUGUGUGUGUGUGUGUGUAAGUGCUUGUGUAAUAUUGUGUAACUGCUUAAAUCCUAAAAGUCAUGGAUAAUCAAGCCUAUAUCAUUGACUGUGAACACAAUCGUGGCAAACGAUUGGAGGAGGAAAAAUGUAAACCGUUGCCACAUAACUUCGAGGAGGCCAUCACAUUGACGGGCGUCGGAUGGUUCCAUUACAAGCUGCUGCUGAUCUGUGGCCUGUGUUUCAUGGCAGUUAUGGUCGAAAUAAUGGGCGUCAGUUUGAUUAUGAAUCAAAUGGAAUGCGAUCUGAAGCCAACACUCGAACAGCAGGGAAUUCUGGCAUCGGCUGGAUUCCUUGGUGUAGUCCUUAGCUCGCAUGCAAUGGGUUUCCUAGCCGACACCUGGGGACGUGUAGUGACUCUACGUUAUGCCGUUGUCCUAAGUGUCAUCUGUUCGACCAUUUCCGGUUUCUCUGUCAACAUUUGGAUGCUGAUUGUGUUCCGUUUCAUGACGGGAUUCUUCAUAUCGGGCUGUCAGGCGUGUGUCUUCAGUCUGUGCGGUGAGUUCCAUGGCAAUGGCUCUCGUGUGCGUCAUGUGACCCUGUUAUCUGGUUUCAUGUGCGUGGCCAUGAUGUUUGCACCAUCCAUGGCCAUUGGCAUUCUGCCACUGCAGAUUCACAUGUUCGGCAUGCAUAUCUCAUCGUGGCGAAUUCUGCUAAUUGGCGAUGUAUCCGUCUCGGUGUUGGCUCUGGUCGGUCUUUUCAUUAUACCCGAGACACCGAAGUAUGACCUUAUCCAGGGCAAAGAUGAAUUGGCAUUGGAAACGAUGCGUAAAAUGUUUGCCCAAAACACUGGCCGUCCAAGCUCUGAGUUUCCAGUGCAUCGUUUGAUCCUACAAAGUGGCAAAAGCGGCGCCAGUCUAUCCAAUGUUCAUGGUUUCUGCGAUGCAGUGCGUCUUAUCUGGAGUCAGACAGUGCCAUUGUUUUAUCGUUCACGCGUAUUCCAUACCCUCAACAUUUGUCUCAUUCAGUUCCUUAUCUAUGGCAUGGCCCAGGGCAUAUUUAUGUGGUUUCCCACAAUUCUCGAUGUGAUGGGUUCCCGGGAGAAUGGCGACAGUUUGAUGUGUACAGUGCUUCAAUCUUUGCCGCCAGCGAAUACAACUGAUGUGGUGGGCAUGGAGCAUGAGGAGAUCUGUCAUAUAGAUGUCGAUGUCAGUACCUAUGAGUUGAUGGUCACCAUUGGCGGUUGCUUUACUGUAAUCUUUGUGAUAUUUGCCUACACAAUUGAUUAUAUUGGCAAAAGGAAUCUGAUAAUGGGCUGGAUGGCAUUAACAAUUAUUUCCCUAGUGGCUCUGCAUUGGGUGCAAAUAUUCGUUUUGGUUGUCAUUUGCCUAACCGUCACAAUGGCCAUUGGCAAUUGCGGUGGAUUGGUUAGCACCGUUGCCAUGGAAUUCUAUCCCACCAAUAUUAAUGCCAUGGGCAUGUGUUUCAUCAUGAUGGUGGGUCGUCUGGGUGCUGUUGUUGGUAGCAAUGUGCUCGGCCGUCUGUUCUUUAGCAAUUGUGAUACUGUCCUGUGGGCCUUGCUCGCCCUUGUGAUACUUAUGUCAGUCAUGGCGUUCUUUUUGCCAGAGCAACGCCGAAAAUUGAGUAGUCUAUCAACAGAAUUACCAGUGUCAGCAGCUGUGACAGCGCCAACCACACCGAUUCUGUCAGUUCUAAGUAGUUCUAAGUAGUUAAUAUACAAAAACAAAAUAUAUAAGAGAAAAUAAGAAAACCAAAA
Molecule: messenger RNA, 1756 nt
Organism: Drosophila willistoni
Lineage: Eukaryota; Metazoa; Arthropoda; Insecta; Diptera; Drosophilidae
Product: synaptic vesicle 2-related protein
Exons: 4
Coding region: 63-1709 (548 amino acids)
Biological process (GO): transmembrane transport
Molecular function (GO): transmembrane transporter activity
Source: RefSeq, a predicted model, not a curated record